This is a messenger RNA of Toxorhynchites rutilus septentrionalis, 1918 nucleotides long. RefSeq names its product putative nuclease HARBI1. The transcript is spliced from 4 exons. Bases 227 to 1177 code for a protein of 316 amino acids. NCBI's taxonomy places the organism in Eukaryota, Metazoa, Arthropoda, Insecta, Diptera, Culicidae. The record is from RefSeq and is a predicted model, not a curated record.
UCUAUUUCGUUCGAAAGUGAUAUUUCGAUCGUUUUCGAAUUUACCAUUCCCUAUUCCAAUCGUUUUGCUCGUUUCGAACGAAAGUGUUAGAAAAUUUCGAAUAUGCAUCGAUCUGUCAAAAACCGAUAAACAAAAAGAAACACCGUAUUAAAUAGCGGCGAGUGCGAGUUGAAUUUCAGUUAAUUUUUGAUCCUAAGAGAAAUUUGUGAGAAAAUUUUCUCGUUCAAUGGAUUCCGUUUUGUUACCGAUUUUGGCGGAGCAAGAAGAAAUUGGAAUGCCUUGCUACCAUCGGCGAAACCACCGAAAAUCAACCGACUUCAUGAAACUUUCUGAUGAAGCAUUCAUCAAAAGUUUUCGUCUAAGUAAGGAAGCUUUUCGGUACGUUUUAGAGGAAAUUGAGAACUGCCUUAUCACAAGGAAAGGUGGUCUAUCCACGGAGGUGAAACUCGCAGCAUGUUUGCGAUUCUUUGCUGAAGGAAAUUAUCAACAUGGAGCAGGGCAAGAUUAUCACAUUGCCAUAGCACAGCCCACAUUUUCCAAGGUGCUGACUGAAAUGCUUAACAUUCUGGAGCGGACACUGUGUAAGAAAUGGAUUUCCCUAAAUAUGACGGAAGACGAACAGCGGCGUGCUAAACUACACUUCUAUCAGAAAACAUCAAUUCCGGGUGUUAUUAUGUGUUUGGAUGGAACCCACGUAAAAAUUAUUCCACCUAAGCUGAAUCGAAAUUUGUUUUUUAAUCGGAAGGGAUUUUAUAGUCUCAACGUUCUGAUUGUUUGUGACGAUCAGCAAAGGAUUCGUUUCGUUGAUCCUACCUUCCAGGGAUCUAAUCAUGACUCUCAUAUAUGGCGUGUAAGCCCUGCAAGAACUCACUUUGAGCAGCUUCACCAAAAUGGUGAAGUUAAUACUAAGAUUCUAGGUGAUGCUGGUUAUCCAUCGGAACCUUGGUUAGUAACGCCAUUCAGAGCAGCGGAGGAAGGGAGUUUGGAGAGCGAUUUUAAUCGCAGGCAUGCCUUGGGUCGUGCUAUCGUCGAGCGGACAAUCGGUUUACUAAAAAAUCGGUUUAGAUGCAUCCUUGGCGCGAGACAACUUCACUACAAUCCUACUAAAUGCGCUCAAAUUAUAAAUGUAUGCUGUGCACUUCACAAUAUAUGCUUAGAAUUUGGUCGUUCUCAGUAGUUAUAAUAUGUUAUGCAGCUGUUUACAUAAUAAACUUUUGUUUAAAUUAAUAUUUAUGACUGUUAAAUUUCAUCUAACUUGUUUGCAAAUGCUCAAAUAAAUAACAACCACCGGAAAAGGAAGUGUCUUCCUUACUUAACUAUGGUUUCGGCAGAAUUAUUUACUCUUAUUCCUGCCAACACUUUGAGAACAUGUCAUUAUCGAUUUCUCGUAAGCAGGCCAAGUAUUCAAAUAACCAUUAUUAAUACUUUUUGCGUUGUUUUAACCCCUUGCUGUACGAUUUAAUUUCCAACAGCACGGCCCAAAACGAGCACUUCGAGUCGUUCCGCUACUCUGCUGAGUGUGGGUAUCUAACAUGGGUGCCCUAUGAUGAGCAAAUACAUGUUGUGUUUAAAAUAAAAACGAAGGAGUUAUUACUACGUACUAACUCGUUCGUUUUUAUUUUAAUUAUAAUAUUCAAAUUAUAUUUUAUAUUUUUAGCUCAUUCAAUUUUUUUUUUAAAUAACGGAAAUUUGAUAAUCUUCAGUUGUCGGUAUCCUCAUCAUAUGCCUGAAGCUAUGUAAUUAUUUCACAUCGAGAAACAACGAGUGAAGUUCAAUGUUGUACGUGAAGGGGUUAAGGAAGUUCCAUAAACUAUAGGCGAAAUUCGUGAAUUUUAAAAAAGUUUAUAUAAUUUUGAUGCUAUUCCAAACAAACUUCAAAGAAAAAAUUAAGUAAGAUUUUUCUUCCAUGGAAAGAUAU